UGUAUGUCAUUAGGUGGUGUUAUGUUUUAAGUAGUAAUGAAUAAUGAUUAUGCAAAUUUUAUUGACCAUAUAUUUGUUUCUAUUCAGGACAUGUUUAUUGCAGGUACAGACACCAUAUCCACUUUGCUAGAGUGGUCAAUGACAGAACUCUUACGGCAUCCAAAUAUCAUGAAAAAAUUGCAAGAAGAAGUAAAGAGAGUGGCUAAUGGUAGAACACACAUAACUGAAGAAGAUUUAAGUCACAUGAAAUACUUAAAUGCAGUAGUUAAAGAAACCCUACGUUUACAUCCCUCAAUUCCAUUACUAGUACCAAGAGAAAGCAGACAAGAUAUCAAACUAAAUGGACACCACAUCAAAGCUGGCACACGAGUUUUUAUCAAUGCUUGGGCCAUUGCAAGAGAUCCUACACAUUGGGAUCAACCUGAAGAGUUCAAGCCAGAGAGAUUCUUGAAUUGUUCAAUAGAUGUUAAAGGAAAAGAUUUCCAGGUGAUUCCAUUUGGAGCUGGCAGAAGGGGUUGUCCUGGGGCAGUUUAUGCUACGGCUGUCAAUGAUCUUGUGUUGGCAAACCUUGUACAUCAAUUUAACUGGGAAUUACCUGGUGCUGCUGAAGGAUUGGACAUGUCUGAAUCGUUUGGCUUCACAGUGCAUAGAAAGAUUCCUCUUAUGGCAAUUGCAACCCCUAACAAGAACUAAAUGAGGGAGUAGGGGAAAAUUAUGGAACUGUUUUGUUAUACUAAUAAUGACAAAUAUAAGUAAAAUAAGUUGUUGUAGUAGUAAUAAUGAUAAAAAAUAUGUGAAAUAAUAAGUUGUUUUGUACCAAUAAUGAGACUUUUUUUGUUACUUUUGUACUCAUGUGUCUUUUGAGGUGGCGUUUGGUAUGCACAAAGAAAGAAUUUGUGCACCAUGCACAACUUAUGCAUUUAAAAGCUGAAAUCAAAUAUGAGCCAUUAAUUUAUUAUUAUUAUAUUCCAACGGUCCAGAUCUGUCACUAAAAAGGAAUUGGUGACCUGCUGCAGAUUUUGUGAAUGGUGUUCUGAGGACCCCACAGUUUGAAUAAAAGAUGAUAUUUUAUUCCUUUUUUUGGUGA
Molecule: messenger RNA, 1087 nt
Organism: Medicago truncatula (barrel medic)
Lineage: Eukaryota; Viridiplantae; Streptophyta; Magnoliopsida; Fabales; Fabaceae
Product: cytochrome P450 736A117
Exons: 2
Coding region: 37-693 (218 amino acids)
Molecular function (GO): monooxygenase activity; heme binding; iron ion binding
Source: RefSeq, a predicted model, not a curated record